Cyanidioschyzon merolae strain 10D is the source of this 453-nucleotide messenger RNA. Its product is annotated as photosystem II protein M. Gene Ontology annotation, biological process: photosynthesis, light reaction; photosynthesis. Gene Ontology annotation, cellular component: membrane; photosystem II. Lineage: Eukaryota; Rhodophyta; Bangiophyceae; Cyanidiales; Cyanidiaceae. The coding region runs from base 1 to 453 and encodes 150 amino acids. The transcript has a single exon. The record is from RefSeq and is a predicted model, not a curated record.
AUGAACACGUUGUUUGUGACAAACUUGGUUGGAUAUUCAUCAAAGUCGCGGCUUGUGCUGAAGCAAAGGGUGCGAGCACCCCUACCGAGCCGCUCGACGAUGCGCGUUCACCGAGCUGUUGGCUGCACGCGCGCCGCCGUUUUGCUGAAGCAGCAGCAGCAGCAGCAGCGCGUUGCUGGUGCGACACGUGCCCCGGAGGCGCAGUCAGGUUCGCCAGUUGCGUCAGCGGUGUCGCUCGCGGCGGCUAUGUGGGCACUUCCUUCGAUGGGAUACGCCGCAGAGGAGAGCGGUAUGACCGUGCAGUUCGGUGCGUACUUGGCGGUGUUCCUGGGCACUCUGAUCCCUGUUGCGUUCCUGAUUAUCUUGUACAUCCAGUCGGAAACUCGCAAAGCCGCCAUGGAAGCCGUGUCGGGUAGCGGCAGCGAGGAGGAGGAGGAGCUCGAGUUUGAGUGA